CCAAUCAGAUGGCAAGUCACAACCUACGGCAGACUAUAAAUUGGCCCUGCAUUUGCCCUGAGGGUGUCUUUUCCAUAGCGCCGGACAUAUCCAGCAUCAUGUCUGGGUUGGGAAAGCAGGGCGGCAAGUCUCGCGCCAAGGCUGUAUCUCGCUCUUUCAGGGCUCAGCUGCAGUUCCCCGUGGGCCGCGUGCACCGCCUGCUGCAUAACGGCAACUACGCGGAGCGCAUCGGCGCCGGCGCAUCAGUGUAUUUGACGGCGGUGCUGGAGUACCUGGCGGCCGAGAUCCUGGAGCUGGCGGCCAACGCGGCCCGCCACAACAAGAAGACCCGCAUCGCCCCGCGCCACCUGCAGCUGGCCGUCCGCAACGACGAGGAGCUCAGCAAGCUGCUGGGCAAGGUCACCAUCGCGCAGGGCGGCGUGCUGCCCAACAUCCAGGCCGUGCUGCUGCCCAAGAAGACCGAGAGCUACUACCAGAAAGGCCAGCGGAAGUGACCUGCAUCCCGGGAGAGGAAAAGCUCAGAAACCAAAGGCUCUUUUCAGAGCCACUCACAGGGGCAGAAGGAGCUGAGGCGAGACAGUGACUGACAAGCCCUGGCCGGUCUCGCUCUGGGUAGAGCGUCGGCCGCAGACGGAAGGGUCCCGGGUUUGAUUCCGGGUCAAGGGCACGUGCCCGGGUUGCGGACUCGAUUCCUGGUGGGGGUGGGGGUGUAGGAGGCCGAUGAUAAUGAUUCUCGUCAUUGGUGUUUGUCUCCCUUUUCCUUUCUGAAGUCAAUAAAAAUAUUUUAAAAAACCGACUAAAGAGUGGAAUUGACCAAACUAACCCAACAGGACGCUGGAACUAGCCUGGCUGGGACAACGAGCCUCAGGCCGUCCACUCUAGUGUGUGAGACACUGGGCGGGUGGAGCUCGCGGUCCCGGGAGCCGCUCGACGGCAGUCCUGGCGGCAGGAAGGCCUUUCCCACGGACAGACUGACCCGGGACAGCUGUCAGCAGGGAGUGCAGGUGUCUGUCCGAUAAGAAGGGA
Molecule: messenger RNA, 1026 nt
Organism: Myotis brandtii (Brandt's bat)
Lineage: Eukaryota; Metazoa; Chordata; Mammalia; Chiroptera; Vespertilionidae
Product: histone H2A type 2-C-like
Exons: 1
Coding region: 9-494 (161 amino acids)
Cellular component (GO): nucleosome
Molecular function (GO): protein heterodimerization activity; structural constituent of chromatin; DNA binding
Source: RefSeq, a predicted model, not a curated record